AUGGCGGCGGAGAUGGGCUCGUUCGAGGUCGAGCGCCCGCCCGAGGCGGAGAGCGCGCCGCAGCAGCUGCGUCCGCGGGUGACGCUGCGCGUCAAGGCCAGGUGGAGGAGGGCCAAGGAGGCGAUCCUGCGCAUCAGGGAGAAGACGCUGCUGUCCGAGGACGCCGUGGACGACCUUGGCAAGCACGAGCCCGAGGCGCUGAGCCGGCUCCAGACCUUCCGCGGCUUCUCCAUGCAAGUGGGUCUGCUCGCGCUCUACGUCGCAUCCACCCCUGCCAAGGCGCUCGCCAGCAAGGUGGCAGUCGGGUCUGGCAAGGUGCAGGGCAGCGCCCUGGUUUUGCUGAACGCUGCGGCGUCCAUCGUGAUUGGAUUUGGCAUGGGGGUCCAGCGUGACGGCCUGGGCAGGGCCCUCGCGGCGAUGGUUGACAUGCAGGCUGUGUGGAAGUUCGGUUUGGUCGGUGCGCUCUUCGCAGUCAGCAUGAUCCUGAACAUCCUGGCCUACAGCACGAACCUGGACGCGGGCACCAUCCAGGUCCUAGGCCAGCUCCAGCUGCCGCUGUCCGCGCUGUUUUCCCAGUGUGCGUUUGGAAAGAGGUACAGCUCCAACCAUUGGAUCGUCCUCCUGAUCAUCGCGCUCAGCACGUUCCUGUUUUUUCGCGCGACCAGCGCCCGGGAGUUGGUCACGACCUCGAAUCUGAAGGCGAUGGUGCCCGAGGAGUGUUUCCUGGAUUACGACCCCCGCCCAGCCGCCGCGGGGGGCCACGCGGCGCAGUGCCGCGUGAGAGGCCGCCCGCCCCCGCCCGGGGGCAGCGCGGCGCUGGGCCUGCUGCUGGUGCUGGGCUACGUUUUGGCGGCGGUGAUCGCCUCCCUCGUGGCGGAGAAGUUCUACAAGGCAGGGACCCCGUUCUAUCUCCAGAGGGUGCAGAUGGAGAUCUCCGGGGUCUGGGUCUGCAUCGCCUCCGCGUUCCUGGUCCCGGCGGUCCUAGAGGGCGGCGCCUGGGACCCCAGCAGGGCGGAUAAGCUCUGGUGGCGGGAGACCACGCUGGACUGCGAGGGUGUUGGUCCGACAACGGUUGGCGGGAGGGGCCUCUUCUUUGGCUUCGGCCCUGCGGCUUUCGCGCAGCUGUCCGCCCAGAUCGUGUCGACCUGGCUGGCCGGCAUUGUGGUGAAGAGGUUCUCCACGGUCAUCAUGAAGAACCUCACCAAGAGCGUGGGCCUCGCCCUGACCGUCGUGGCCAGCGAGCUAGCCUUCACCGACUGCUGGGCGGAGCCCCUGAGCGCCCAGAUCUACAUCAUGACGGCGCUCAUCUGCCUCUCGUCGCUGGCCUUCUCCAACCUCGGGUUGGAAUUAGCUUGCGAGCUGCAGCGCUGUCGGGCCAUGAGUCACGGCAGUGUUCCGGCGUCGCGCUCCUAUAUCACCGUCGCCUGGCCUCGCUUUGUGAUGCCAGCGCGCGUGUGGGACGUAGGGGCCCGCGCUCCCUUGCCCGAGGUGGCGUGGAGCACGCAGCUGCCGCGGAAGGGCAGCCUCUGGGGCCUCCUCUCGCGCCGAGGCUGA
This is a messenger RNA of Prorocentrum cordatum, 1554 nucleotides long. The record is from the annotation of a GenBank genome assembly. Lineage: Eukaryota; Dinophyceae; Prorocentrales; Prorocentraceae.